AUGGCCGCCCGCGCUCACAGCAAACGGAAAUUAAGGUCAACGACCCGUCUCAACACCAGAACCGCGCUGCUGUCACUUCUCGCAGCUGCACCAGGAGCAAUGGCAGAGACGUGCAUAUCGCUGUCGGGUUCGACUCAAUGUUCUGCCUUCAGCUCGGCUUCAAUCUCGAUCGACAGCACCUUGGUCGGAUUCUUUCCUUUCCUCCAAUAUGUUUCGAGCACCGCGACAUUCGAUGAGCAAUUGGCUUCCUAUGUUUCAACCAGCUACGUACAAGAAAAGUACCAAACACUUUUCGGCUGCGGCGGUAUUAAUCUUACAAACACCACAAACCUUUAUGCCCGUUUCACCACCACAGUAAUAUGUAAUGCUAUAAUACAGAACUCGCGAACGCCAUGUGGAUUGUCGACCGCUGCUUCUCGGCCGGUCUGUGCUGAUACAUGUGCCGAGCAAGCUGAGAGUGAAGCUAUAAUCAUCGCCAACAGUGCGCUGUGCACCAAUCCGAGCAGCAAUGCUGAUUCCCAGAUCAGAGCAGACUUCACAAAUUGCGCGCUGCCGGCCGAAUCAUUAACCGGUACCUGCAUUGAGGGUGCCACAAACGAGCCAGACAAUUGCGGCUACGGGAACAGCACUAUCGGCUUAUGUCAAUAUUGCGGUUCAGGAGGACAGAACAGUACAGACACGUGCUGUUAUAAUUCGGAUGCUCAGACGCGAUGUGCUGGUGUCGUGCUACCAACGAUCACUGCAUUCAUGACUUUUACAACCAGCUCGCCAACCGCAUCAGCUACAUCCUCGUCUUCGGCAACGCCCUCUUCGACCGGAGUCGCAUCCAAUUCUAACAAGGGACUAUCAGGUGGUGCUAUCGCUGGCAUUGUUAUCGGAUCCGUGGUAGGAGCCGCUCUGAUCGCAGGAUUGAUCAUUCUACUUAUCCUGUGCCUCCGGCGCAGACGUGGAAGUCAAAAUGGAAGUGUUUUUAACCAACCAUCCCCAGCACGGAGAGGACCUGCUCCAGGGAUGGCUUACAACCCGGUGGGAACGACUACGACACCGGAGGGGUACGAAGUGCUACCAGGGGGUCGCAUUGCGCGCAUGUCGGCAUUGGAAGGUCAUUCAGGAGACUCACCGCCUCGAGGAGAACUGGGAGCAGUAGGUGCUGGAGGGGCAGCUGCAGGUGCCGCAGCUGGAUAUGCAGCUGGACGACGAAGACAUCACGAUCAGUCUUCUUCUGAUGAGUACAGUCCGGUCUCUAAUUCUGGUGGUGGUGUGCUACGACCUCCUCCUACAGGGCGACGAAAUGGAUCCUUGUCAAGCAAUUCGGCGCUGGGAUUGGAGGAUCCUUCAUCGCCACACUCGGGCAGCGGUGGAGAUAUGUCAUCUCCACAGGGAGUUGCAAGUCAGCAGUCCGAGCAAUUGCCGUUCUUCAAAGAUUACUACUCACAGGAUGAGAUCCAUCCAGGUGAUAAGGUUGCAACACUUUGGGCGUAUCAGCCAAGAGCGGGUGAUGAGUUCACAUUGGAAAGAGGUGACAUGCUCAAAGUGGUUGGCAUCUGGGAUGACGGCUGGGCAACAGGAGUGAUGAUUGACGAGCGAGCUGAAGAUUGGGAUGCGAAACGGAAAGCCCAACGAGAUAGUGGUGUCUCUAACACAUCGGGCCGGAGAGACGAAUCGCCAGCUGUGAGUGGUGAGAUCAAAGCAUUCCCUCUGGUUUGCGUUUGUUUGCCAGAUCACUGGAGGAAAACGAUAGAAGGAGACGGAUCAACGGAGACUGGUUCCAGCGCUCCUCACGGUGCGGGAUCAUGA
Messenger RNA from Mollisia scopiformis, 1797 nucleotides. RefSeq lists its product as uncharacterized. The record is from RefSeq and is a predicted model, not a curated record. NCBI's taxonomy places the organism in Eukaryota, Fungi, Ascomycota, Leotiomycetes, Helotiales, Mollisiaceae. The transcript is spliced from 4 exons. The coding region runs from base 1 to 1797 and encodes 598 amino acids. Gene Ontology annotation, molecular function: protein binding.